AUGGCGAAAACCUCAGAAUCUCACCUGGUUCUGGAGAACUUCAUCGGAGGGAAGUUCCUCUCCUGUGGGAGUCACAUCGACUCCUAUGACCCCUCCACUGGGAAGGUCUACUGCAAGGUCCCGGACAGCGGCAAGGAGGAGGUGGACGCGGCGGUGGCAGCAGCUAAAGAGGCCUUCCCCGAGUGGUCGGCCCGCAGCCCAGAGCAGCGAGCGCAGAUCCUCUACAAGCUGGCCGAGCUGAUCGAAGCAAAACUCGAUGAGUUCGUCAAGGCCGAGUCCAAAGACCAAGGUAAGACUGUGACGCUCGCCCGGACUGUGGACAUUCCUCGAGCGGCGUACAACUUCCGCUUCUUCGCCUCGUCUGUGCUUCACCACCUGACGGAGUGCAGCCAGCUGGACCACAUGGGCUGCCUGAACUACACCGUGCGCUGCCCCGUGGGAGUGGCCGGUUUGAUCAGUCCCUGGAACCUCCCCUUGUAUCUGCUCACCUGGAAGAUUGCCCCUGCGAUCGCAGCAGGCAACACGGUGGUGGCCAAACCCAGCGAGAUGACCUCUGUGACGGCCUGGAUGAUGUGCAAGCUGAUGGAGCAGGCUGGCGUUCCUCCAGGUGUUGUCAACAUCGUCUUUGGCACAGGCCCAAAGGCGGGGGACGCUCUCGUGGGUCAUCCCGACGUCCCACUGGUCUCCUUCACGGGCUCCACGGCGACGGCACAGAGAAUCACCGAGCGCUGCGCCCCGUACUGUAAGAAGCUGUCCCUGGAGCUGGGAGGGAAAAACCCCGCCAUCGUUUUUGCCGAUGCAGACCUGGACCAGUGCAUCGAGACCACCGUCCGAUCCAGCUUCUCCAACCAGGGGGAAAUCUGCCUGUGCACCAGCAGGAUCUAUGUGGAGAGGAGCAUCUACCCCGCGUUCCUGCAGAGGUUUGUCGCUGCAGCCAGGAAGUGGAAGACCGGCGCGCCCUCUGACCCCAGCAACAACAACGGCGCUCUCAUCAGCAAAGAACACCUGGAGAAGGUUCGGAGCUUCGUGGCGCUCGCCAAAUCAGAGGGGGGCACGAUCCACUGUGGCGAGGGGGUCGACGAGCUGGACCUUCCCGAGGAGAACAAGGCCGGCUACUUCAUGCCGGCCACGGUCAUCUCCGGCGUGUCCGACAGCUCCAGGGUCAUGCAGGACGAGAUCUUCGGCCCCGUCACCUGCGUCAGCCCCUUCGACACCGAGGACGAGGCGGUUUCCAGGGGCAACGGCGUGCGCUACGGCCUGUCGGCCACCGUGUGGUCCCGGGACGUGGGGAGGGUCCACCGGGUGGCCCGGCGGCUCCAGGCCGGCCUGGUGUGGACCAACUGCUGGAUGGUGAGGGAUCUGAACCUGCCGUUCGGCGGGAUGAAGAACUCCGGGGUCGGGAGGGAGGGAGGGAAGGAUUCCUAUCACUUCUUCACCGAGGUGAAGAGCAUCACCAUCAAACACUGA
This is a messenger RNA of Salarias fasciatus (jewelled blenny), 1467 nucleotides long. RefSeq names its product aldehyde dehydrogenase 8 family, member A1 (gene aldh8a1). NCBI's taxonomy places the organism in Eukaryota, Metazoa, Chordata, Actinopteri, Blenniiformes, Blenniidae. Gene Ontology annotation, biological process: retinoic acid metabolic process. The transcript has 7 exons. The record is from RefSeq and is a predicted model, not a curated record. Gene Ontology annotation, molecular function: retinal dehydrogenase (NAD+) activity. The coding region runs from base 1 to 1467 and encodes 488 amino acids.